Fusarium mangiferae is the source of this 1833-nucleotide messenger RNA. RefSeq lists its product as uncharacterized. Bases 1 to 1833 code for a protein of 610 amino acids. The transcript has a single exon. The record is from RefSeq and is a predicted model, not a curated record. Gene Ontology annotation, biological process: regulation of DNA-templated transcription. Lineage: Eukaryota; Fungi; Ascomycota; Sordariomycetes; Hypocreales; Nectriaceae. Gene Ontology annotation, molecular function: DNA-binding transcription factor activity, RNA polymerase II-specific; zinc ion binding.
AUGUCUCAGAGCAAUUAUAACAAACCAAAGAACACUCGAUCUAGCACGCAAAAAGUACGGACGGGAUGCAUCACCUGCAAAAAGCGUCACAUCAAGUGCGAUGAGACCAAGCCGCAUUGUAACAACUGUCUAAAGAACCGAGGACAUUGUGAAGGUUAUGCUACCACUAAGGUCGCCCCCAAGAAAGUGACCGGCCCGAUUGAGCUUCGCUGGGAUCUGAGGCAUGGGGGUGCCAAAGCAAGCUCCAAGCUUGAAAUACAGCUGCAAGUUCACCCAGACUCGGUUGACUUCCGAGAUUGCACAGCACAUCUCUAUUUUCACGAGUUUGUAGGGCUGGUCAGAGGGCCUUGGCUCAAUGCAGCAGCUAAGGACGACUUGUGGAGGGUGACCAUGCCACAGCUCGCUCGCAACAACGACACAUUUCGCUCCGCUGCUAUGGCUAUCGGUGCACUGAGUCUAUGGCAUCGUCAUUCUGGUCGCAAAACGCUCCGUGCGGUAUCAGUGCCCGUGCAACUGGUGGCUGAUCAAGACAAGCAUUAUUUUCAUGCUGUUGCCUACUACUGCUCUUGUUUAAAACUACAACGCUACCGAAGAUCUCCUCAAGAUGCAAUUCUCCUAUCUCUAUUACUCAUGUUCUUCGAAAGUCUUCGCGGCAACAGACAAGCUGUUUUCGACCAUAUAAAUCAUGGACUAACUCUAUUCCUUACUCUCUUGACGGAUCAAAAUGCCCAUCUUCUCAUCGCCAGUUUAGCUCCAAAUCCGAAGCCAUUUCUCGCCGCCGUGGCAGAUGUCUUCACUCUACUAUCAGCGCAAGUACGGACUGUUCUUCGUGGAAGAGUCGGCCAAGGUAUCUCUCUUCCAAACCUAGCAAAAGAGUUGAGUGAUAGAAAUCACUCGAUGGAGACUUUCACGUGCCUGCUCACCCGAAUGUCAGUCUCAUCUAUAGACACUCAAAUCCCGGCUGUUUUCAACACUCUCGAUGAGUUCGAGCAGUAUUGGGCUUCCGGUAGUCAUCGCCAUACCAAAAUUAUAUCUAUCAUGGCAAAUGAAUUACAAACAUCAGCUGGGAAACGUUCAACCAAUCAUGAUGUCAGUGACUCUUUCUUCUUGCAGCUUUUGGGAAACAGCCGCAUUGAGGAGUUUUGCAAAAGUUCGGAAAAAGAAUUCCAGUUGCUAGAUGCUGCAUUUCUGCCCCUUUUUGACAGAGCCAUCAUGACUGAUAUCGGAUCACCGGCCUACUUUAGAGCUCUUUAUUUACGCUUGCAGUACCUGGCCAGCUACGUGAUUGAAGACCCCACAAAUUAUCUUAUGUUUGAGACAUUGCGCUCAAAGACCCCCUUCUUCCGGCAGUUUCUAUCUCUGGCCGAUACUAUCUUACGAGCUUCCAGCCAAGAGGCCGGGAAUCCAGCUUCUUGGCUGUCGUUACAAUGUGGUCUCGUGUGGCAGAUCUUCAACGUAGCAUUGGUGUGCCGGGACCCUCUAACUCGGGAUGAAGCGCUAUGGUUAUUGCGAGAUUAUCCUGGUCAGGACGGGCUAUGGAAUACCAGGUCACUUUACCUGUUGGCCUUGAGAAAUCGCGAUAUAGAAAGAACAAAUGCACAGGAAGGUACAUCUGAGGAGCAGUGGCGGCGUCUAUGGCGUCGUGAAUUUGUUUUUGAAGAGGGCGGUAAUCGUAUCCUGCUUCGAUAUUUAGAUAAAGAUGAGGAGACUCGAGCUUGGCAGAUGGUCGAGGAAGUCGCCGAAACCGGGUCGGGUUUUGACGACGUGGAAUGGAUACGACAACCACUUACUGGGUCAAAAGGAUUACUCAUGGCGGAAAUAUAUUGCACUUGA